Molecule: messenger RNA, 303 nt
Organism: Neurospora tetrasperma FGSC 2508
Lineage: Eukaryota; Fungi; Ascomycota; Sordariomycetes; Sordariales; Sordariaceae
Exons: 2
Coding region: 1-303 (100 amino acids)
Source: RefSeq, a predicted model, not a curated record
AUGUCUCUCCUCGGAACUAUCGGGCCUAGGGUCCCUCUUUUUCUUCCUUUUCCUUGUGCAUCUGUGGUGCUAGAACUAGUGUACGAAAUCCUGAAUCUGAAUGCUGUGGCAUACAACUUUAGAAAAGUUGUCUCACCCCACGUUCCAACUUCCUCGGAAGAAUGUUCCUUCUCCCUUCGAAAGAAGCACUCACUGCAUAGCCGUAUCGGUACACGUAUGACAUGUGCUGAGAAGCAACUCGAUGCUGCCAUCACCGAACUACUCAUGUCUGUCCCGUUCACUAUCCCGGGACGGGACGUAUAG